Messenger RNA from Andrographis paniculata, 584 nucleotides. RefSeq lists its product as uncharacterized. The transcript is spliced from 3 exons. Bases 125 to 406 code for a protein of 93 amino acids. Lineage: Eukaryota; Viridiplantae; Streptophyta; Magnoliopsida; Lamiales; Acanthaceae. The record is from RefSeq and is a predicted model, not a curated record.
UUAUAAAACCCACCCCCAUGUUGAAAACCCUCCGCAUCGCAUUGGGUUGCCUUGAGAAACGCGUUCACUUAACUCUUCUCUUCUUCCUUCGCUCGCCGAUUCCAAUCGCCUUCGAUUCGAAGUUAUGGCUUCCGCGUCCAGUUACAAGCGGUGGAUCAGGCCCGAGGUGUUUCCUCUGUUCGCUUCCGUCGGGGUGGCUAUCGGAAUCUGCGGAAUGCAAUUGGUCCGUAACAUUUGCAUCAAUCCUGAAGUCAGGGUGACAAAAGAGCACAGAGCUGCUGGUGUGCUGGACAACCAUGCAGAAGGGGAGAGGUAUUCUGAGCAUGCUCUCAGGAAGUAUGUCCGCAACAGAGCUCCUGAAAUCAUGCCAUCCAUCAACAGCUUCUUUGCCGAUCCUAAAUAUUAAUAUUACUUAUUCAUUCAUCCAGACCAGAGAGAGCAGACAAAUGCUUGCUUAUUGCUGCUUUGGCAGUUUCCAUUUCCCAUUGAGCCCAAAUGUUAUUGGGGAUUCAACCGCAAUAAGUUGCAACUCGAUUGUUAUUAUUAUUAUUUGAAAGAAACCGAACCAAUUCAUGGAUUUCGUA